AUGUACGCCCCCCCUUUUGUCCGCGCCUUCGGAAUCGCAGUCCUUGCCGUCCUCCCAUCUUUCUCUUCGCCCGCAACUGCCGCUUCUCUGAAAUCGUCCGGAUCUUCGUCAUCGUGCAGAUGCUUCCCGGGAGACGCCUGCUGGCCAUCCCCGGCCGACUGGAAGGCCUUCAACCAGUCCGUCGGCGGACGUCUCAUUGCCACGGUCCCGCUUGGAUCCGUCUGCCAUGGCACCACGUAUGAUGCCGCACGCUGCGCAGACGUCAAAGCCGCAUGGCCGUAUGCGGACACACACACCGACUCGUCUAGUUCCGUCCUUGCGCCUUUCUUUGCGAACCAGAGCUGCGAUCCGUUUCUCCCUAGAGAGACUCCCUGCGUUAUCGGCACAUAUGUCCAGUACGCCGUCAACGUCUCCAGCGUUGCAGACAUCCAAAAGACUCUUGCGUUUUCUCAGAAGAAGAAUCUUCGCCUGGUAGUGAGAAACACGGGCCAUGAUUACUUUGGAAAGUCCACUGGAGCCGGUGGUCUGGGACUAUGGAUGCAUAAUCUCAAGACUUACGAUAUCCACGACUACAAGUCGGCUGCUUACACUGGAAAAGCGGUCACCAUGGGCGCGGGCAUCCAGGCGGGAGAGUCUGCUGCUACUGCUUUCAAGCAAGGCCUUACCAUUGUGUCUGGGAUAUGUCCGACUGUUGGCCUGGCCGGAGGAUACACCCAGGGCGGCGGCUUAGGGCCCUUGACGACCAGAUACGGUCUCGGAGCUGACCAGGUACUGGAGUGGCAUGCGGUGCUUGCAAACGGCUCCGAAAUCACUGCGACUCCAACCAAGAACAGCGAUCUGUACUGGGCCUUGACUGGUGGCGGUGGUGGCACAUACGCCGUCGUGUACUCCAUGACCGUCAAAGCACAUGCAAACGAGAAGACCACAGGGGCGAAUCUCACGUUUCCGAAUGCCGGGUCAGAAGAUGUCUUCUUUCAGGGAGUUCAAGCAUUUCACGAUAUUAUACCUGCGAUAUCUGAUGCCGGGGGCACGGCGGUCUGGACCGUGCUUUCCAAGGCCUUGUCCGUUGGGCCAGUUACCGGGCCGAACAUGACCAAGGCGACCAUGGAUAGCAUCUUUCAGCCCGUGCUCCAGAAACUGGAUGCUCUCAAUAUUACAUACUCCUACUCCUCUGGGGAGUUUUCAAGCUUUUAUGAGAGCAACGCCGCUUAUGACCCACCGGUGGUGUCAAAUGGUCUCCAAAUUGGCGGCAGACUCGUAAAGCGGUCUGACUUUACCGGGAACCCAGACGGCUUCAUCCAGGCCAUUCGUGGUAUCGCCGAUCAAGGUGGACUGGUCACCGGGGCCUCAUACCAGCUAUCGAGCAGCCUCCAACACCCGCCCAACUCGGUGAACCCAGAGCUGAGGAAGAGCUUGAUUUCGUUUCAGAUCGGAGUACCCUGGAUCAACACAGACUGGGCUACAGAUCUUCACAACCAGGAUCUCAUCACCAACUCAUUCGUACCCGCGCUGGCUGCCCUUCUUCCCAGUGGGGGCUCUGCUUACCUUAACCAGGCGGACUUCCGGGAACCAGGAUGGCAGCAGGUAUUUUACGGAGAAAACUAUGAGAAACUGCUUGAGUUGAAGGAUGUGUAUGACCCUAAUGGGGUCUUCUGGGGAAGGACUACGGUUGGGAGCGAACGGUGGGCUGAGACGGAAGAUAAGCGCCUUUGCCGAGUCUCGUAA
Messenger RNA from Trichoderma reesei QM6a, 1725 nucleotides. RefSeq lists its product as uncharacterized. Lineage: Eukaryota; Fungi; Ascomycota; Sordariomycetes; Hypocreales; Hypocreaceae. The record is from RefSeq and is a predicted model, not a curated record. Gene Ontology annotation, molecular function: oxidoreductase activity; FAD binding. Bases 1 to 1725 code for a protein of 574 amino acids. The transcript is spliced from 3 exons.